CAACACUCGAACCAAGAAAUCCGUGAUGUCACCAGCGUUCUCGAUUGUCAUUGGUCGAUUGGACCGUUGGAUUGGCUUAAAUUUGCUUUAAACAAUUGAUCGCCAGUGCUCUGGAAGCGGGUUGCUAGCAUGGGCUGUUUCAAGAGUUACGUAAUAUGUGCUUUCGCACUGUUGGUGCCGAUUUUGGCCGAUCAACCAAAAAUUGUCUGCAAUUACGAGACCAAGGCACACCUUAGAGAAGGACAAGGAAAAUUUGAGGUCUCAGAUUUGGAUCCAGCUCUAGAUAUUUGCACCCAUUUGCAAUACGGUUACGCAGCUAUUAAUGAUAACACCUUAAAAUUAGUGCCAUUGAAUGAGCAAUAUGAUGUUAUUAAAGAUAAUUACAGAAAAAUCACAGACUUGAAAUCCAGACAUCCUAAAUUGAAGACACUUCUGUCUGUUGGAGGAAAUGAAGAUACCACUGGUGAAGGGAAUGAGAAGAACCUUAAAUACAGAGAAUUGCUUGAAUCUUCAACUAAAAGAAUCGCGUUUGCAAACUCAGCUUACACAUUGGUCAAAAGCUUUGGUUUUGAUGGCAUCGAUUUGGCUUGGGAGUUCCCCGAAAAUAAACCAAAGAAAGUCCACUCCACCAUUGGAAAACUCUGGAAGUCCUUCAAGAAAACCUUUACAGGAGACAGCAUUUUGGACGAAAAAGCUGCCGAACACAAAGAUCAGUUUGUAGCUCUUGUCAGAGAGCUCAAAAACGCUUUUAAAGCUGAUAACUUCCAGGUUUCAUUGACAGUUUUACCCAAUGUUAACAGCUCUUUAUUCUACGACCCAAGAAACUUAGCUCCAAACUUGGACUUUGUUACAAUCCAAUGUUUUGAUUAUUAUACCCCACAACGUACCCCAGAAAUCGCUGACUACCCUGCACCUUUAUACGAACUCAUUGAUAGAAGACCAGAUGAAAAUUGUGAUGCCCAAGUCAAAUUCUGGAUGCAAAAUGGUUUUCCAGGCAGCAAAAUCCUUUUGGGAAUCCCAACUUAUGGAAGGACAUGGCAUUUGACCAGUGAUGCCAAGGUCGAUUCUGUUCCUCCAGAGGGUCUGGACGGACCCGGAGAAGCCGGACCUUUCACUAAAGAGUCCGGUAUUUUGAGUUACCCCGAGAUUUGUAUGAAGGUUGGAAACCCCCAUGCCGCCAAAUCCAAACCACCAUCCCCCACUGAUUUCAAGAUUAUUCCUGAUGCCACCAAGAAACGAGGAGUCUAUGCUUACCGUCUACCUACCGACAAUCAACAAGGCAUCUGGAUUGGUUACGAAAGUCCGGAAACAGCUUCCAUCAAGGCUGAAUACGUCAAGGCCAAAGGUCUUGGAGGUGUCGCCCUUGACGAUUUGACCUUGGACGAUUUCAAGGGCGUUUGCGGGUACAACAGAUACGCCAUCUUGCAAUCUGUCAGAACCACAUUGCAAUAAUAAUGUUUUUAAGAAUUAGAAUUUUUAGUUGAAUAUACAUUUUUAAGUU
Molecule: messenger RNA, 1501 nt
Organism: Brassicogethes aeneus
Lineage: Eukaryota; Metazoa; Arthropoda; Insecta; Coleoptera; Nitidulidae
Source: the annotation of a GenBank genome assembly